Molecule: messenger RNA, 1471 nt
Organism: Aedes aegypti (yellow fever mosquito)
Lineage: Eukaryota; Metazoa; Arthropoda; Insecta; Diptera; Culicidae
Gene: eIF2alpha
Product: eukaryotic translation initiation factor 2 subunit 1
Exons: 4
Coding region: 159-1175 (338 amino acids)
Cellular component (GO): multi-eIF complex; eukaryotic 48S preinitiation complex; eukaryotic translation initiation factor 2 complex
Molecular function (GO): ribosome binding; RNA binding; translation initiation factor activity
Source: RefSeq, a predicted model, not a curated record
CCCAAAAGCUACCAGCGUCGUCGUCGGUGUUUUCCAUUUCGGGUUCUUUCUGUCAGUGUCAAUUCGGCAUUCUGCCACAUGUAUAUUACAUCAGAUUGAUAAAAUUCAGUUUUUCGUGCUUAAAUCUUCAGAAAAACGGCGCAUUCUAUCCAAUCAAGAUGGUAUUAUCGUGUAGAUUCUAUAAGCAAAAAUACCCUGCGGUGGAAGAUGUCGUGAUGGUGAAUGUGAGAUCCAUCGCAGAGAUGGGCGCUUAUGUUUACCUGCUGGAGUAUAACAACAUCGAGGGUAUGAUAUUGCUGUCCGAAUUGUCCCGUCGUCGUAUCCGUUCCAUCAACAAGCUGAUCCGGGUGGGUAAAACAGAACCGGUGGUCGUCAUCCGUGUGGAUCAAUUCAAGGGCUACAUUGAUCUUUCCAAGCGACGUGUUUCGCCGGAAGAUGUGGAAAAGUGCACGGAACGGUUCGCCAAGGCAAAGGCAGUGAACUCGAUUCUUCGGCAUGUGGCCGAUAUGAUGAAGUUCAGUAACGAGCAGCUGGAAGAACUGUACGAGAAAACCGCUUGGCACUUUGAGGAGAAACUCAAGAGCAAAGCCGCGGCGUACGAUGUGUUCAAGCAGUGUGUCAUUGAACCGUCGUUGCUGGAUGAAUGUGGUUUGGAGCCGGAAGUCAAGGAACUGUUGUUAAGCAACAUCAAGCGCAAACUGACCUCACAGGCGGUGAAAAUCCGAGCUGACAUUGAGUGUGCUUGUUACGGUUAUGAGGGUAUUGAUGCAGUCAAGACUGCACUCCGGGCUGGCCUGGACCUCUCCACUGAGGAGUUGCCCAUUAAGAUUAAUCUGAUUGCUCCACCCUUGUACGUUAUGACAACAUCAACCCCGGAGAAAGCCGACGGAUUGAAAGCUCUCGAGGUGGCCAUAGAAAAGAUCAAGGAAACGAUCGAGAAUCUCGGCGGUGUGUUCAAGGUACAAAUGGCUCCGAAGGUGGUGACCGCUACGGACGAGGCCGAUCUGGCCCGGAAAAUGGAACGGGCUGAGGCCGAGAAUGCCGAAAUCGACGGCGAUGACGAUGAGGAGGAAGACGAGGAAGGAAUCACAUACAAUCCGGAAGGAGAGGACGGCGAAGAUGCUGAUGAUAAGGGUGAAAGUGGUGACGAGGCCGAGGAGAAGAAGGAAGAGUAAAACAGAACCUAGGGGGAAGCAUUCAAGCACGACGAGGAUUAAGCUGCAAAGGGGAGUAGGUAUUAGAUUUGCGCGGGAGACAGUGGGAAGUGUUCACGCUGUUGAGUCGUUUAAUUUAUCGGAACAUCCUAUUAUACACAAACAUAAAACAAUAUUUUUCGUUCUUUCCAAGAAUUGUCGUUUAGCAUUUCCCUAACGGGGGAAAUUGUGUAAGUCUUUUUUAUCAAAGCCUCUAAUUAAUAAUUGCAAAUAGACUAGGCUGAAUAUGAUAAAACUAUACAUACUACUCAUUGUAA